GUUUCUCCUCUCUUACAGGGAACCAGAAGGACCAGCGGCACUCAGGAGCCAAGCAUGGCCCAGGCAGAGGCCCCCAUUGAGACCCCAGCCCUGGGCCGCCCCUUCCAGCUGGGGAUGCUGUACGACUGCCGCAGGGAUACCCUCAUCCCAGGAGUCACCCUUUGGGAUUACGACUCUCUUCAGAAGGACCUGACCAUCAAGCCUCAGCCCAAAACUGAAUCUGAAAUCAUUGCAUCCGACAGCAUAGAUGAUAAGAGCUCUGCCCUGGACAUCUCAGCCUCCCUCACGGCCAGUUUCCUGGGAGGGCUGGUUGAAGUGGGAGGGUCAGCCAAGUAUCUUCAUGACAAAAAGAAGUCCAAGAAACAGGCCAGAGUCACCGUUCAGUACAAAACCACCACCAGGUAUGAACAGCUGACAAUGAACCACCUAGGAAUCCAGAAUAUCUCUCACAAAGCCGUCUUUGAGCAUGGCACAGCCACCCAUGUGGUCACCGCCAUCCUCUAUGGAGCCCAGGCCUUUUUUGUCUUUGACCGAGAAGUUUCUUCAAAGGAGAUGGUAAAAAAUAUAGAGGGAAACCUCCGGGCUACACUCACGAAGGAAAUAUCUAUUGGAGGAGAAGCAGAGGUCCAACUGACUGCGAAGGAGAAAGAGGAUGCUCUGAAGUUCAGGUGCAAAUUCCAUGGAGACUUUUCUUUGGAGAAAAAUCCAGUCACUUUCCAAGAUGCCAUGAAAGUUUAUGAAACUCUACCAAAAAUGUUAGGGAAAGAUGGGGAGAAUGCUGUGCCUAUGAGGGUCUGGCUCUACCCUCUGACCAAGCUGGACACCACAGCAGCUAAGAUGGUCCGUGAGAUCAGCCUAACGUUGAUCUUUGAUGCUAAAAUGAUCUUGGAGGAUCUCAAUGAAAUCCAGAUGCAAAGCAACGAUCUAGCCAAGAAUCCCAUUGCUGAGACCUUCCCUGAGAUCCAGAGGAAGAUCCAGCAGUUCAAGGAUCUCUGCAAGCAACACAGGCAGACUUUCCAGAAAGAGCUGGCCAGAAUGUUGCCUUCCAUCCGGGGAGGAGGGCAGGAGGAAGGGACCCUGGUGGACCUCUUGAUGUCCGUCAACCAGUCGCCCUUCAACAGCCAAAGACUCCAUCAAUUUCUGGACAGCAAAAAAAGAGAAAUUAACUUUGUCAAAUCUUAUCUGACUAUUCUAAAUAAUAUAGAAGUUAUCUCAUCUCAGAACAAGCUGGAAGAAAUAGUUCUGGACCCCCAGAAUGUACAUGUGGUCUCCUUUACAUUCACUUCUUUACGUGAAGAGGAGCCAUUUCUGUUGAGCUUACAGAAGUGGCUUCAGGAGCAAUUCUUGCAAGAAUCAACCAAGUCCACAAGAUCCAGUCCUGGGGUGAAGGAAGGCAUGGCCUGGUUUGAAGACAAGGAGAGGACCCGCAAUUCUCGCCAAGCUGCAAAAUCCAUCAAAGACUUUUUCAGUAUCAAUCAAUCCAAUGAGAAGGUCCGCUUUGUUGUGGCCUCAAAACCAGAUGUGGACACCCCAGGAGCCUCAGUACACUUUUAUGAGGAUGGAGAGCUGGUCAGCAAGAACUAUGAGUUGCCCUCAAAACCACUCCAAUUCCUGAUCAGUGAACUGAGACACGACAGCAUUCAACUGAAGUUUCAGCCAGCUGAAUAUGGAAAGGCUUCCAUCUCCAACUAUCUGGUAAAGUACAAGGUUGCAGGGGAAGAUAACUGGAAGACCAUGAGGACAGAGGACAACAGGGAGAUGUUCCUGCUGAAAGAUCUACCUCCAAACACAGAGUACCAGUUCCAGUAUGCUGCUUGUUGCAAGGUAGGCCAUGGUAGAACCAGUGACCUGAGCCCACCCAUAAAGACCCUUCCCACCAGCCCUCCUGGGGAAUUAAGAAUGGUCACUGCAGCAUCUUCUGUCAUCUCUGUGGCCUGGAUGAGUCCCAGCAUCGUUGCCUCAGGAAUUGUGGUCAAGGAGUACAAGGUGGAGUACAGAACGGUGGAGGCUGGAGUUGGGAAGGACCAAUGGGCUGAAAAAAGGACUGGGAGAAAAACAGAAUUUUACUCUAUCGAAGGUCUGAAUCCCCAGACAGUGUACAGAAUACGGGUGUUGGCCGUGUGUGAUAAUGGAACUCUGGGUGUCCCCAGUGAGGAGUUGGAGGUCUCCACAUCACUGGAAAAAGAAGGCAGAGACAACAUAGCCCAACAGUUCCUUCAGAAAAGGUUCCUGGUGGAGGACAGCCAGCCAUUAGUGUUUGCACUUACUCUGGAGGAAGUCCCCUCAGUUGCCUCCACCUCCUGUCUCAUGUACCAGCUUGGAAAGGAGAGCCUGGAAGUGCCCAACAAAGUCAUCCUGGUGAUGGGAGCAACCCUGUCUGGGAAAACCACUCUGAUCAACGGGAUGAUCAAUUAUAUUCUGGGUGUCCAGUGGGAAGAUAAUUUCAGAUUCAAACUCAUUCAUGAAAUCACCCAAAGAAGUAAAGCUGGAAGCAGGACGUCUGAAGUGACAGCCUACAUGGUGAACCAUCAGAAAUGUUUCCGAAUUCCCUAUUCUCUCACAAUCAUUGACACGCCAGGAUUUGGCGAUGCAGAGCAAGACAAACUGGUUGAGAAACAGCUCCUGGAGUUUUUCUCCACCCCAGGGGGCAUUGACCACGUGGAUGCCAUCUGCUUGGUGGCCCAAGCCUUCCUUUCCCAUUCAACUCAUGCCCAGAAAUGUGUCUUUGAUUCCAUGCUCUCCAUGUUGGGAAAAGAUGUGAAGGAUAACAUCCAACUCCUGAUCACCUUUGCGGAUGGGGGGACCCCACCUGUCCUGGAGGCCCUCAAGGAGGCUGACCUGCCGUGUGCUCAGGAUGAGUCAGGAACCCCUCUGCACUUCAGAUUCAACCAUUCAGCUCUCUUUGCUCCCACCCAAAAUGGAGGAAGCCGUAAUGCGGUUGCUGAAAUGUUCUGGAAAAUGAGCACUGAGAGCAUGAAGGAUUUCUUUGACUCUUUAAAGAUGGUGGAGACCAAAAGUUUAACCUUGACCAUGGACAUCCUCAAGGAACGUCAGGAGCUGGAAGCUGCUCUUAGAAGUCCUCCCUCUCUUAAGGUUCAGCCUGUCAAACCAAAUAGUUUCCUGAUCACUAUUAAUCCAAUGGCCGAAGCGAUGGCUUCAAUCUCUGGGUACCAAGUGGCAUAUCGGGCUGCAGGAGAGGAGAACUGGAAAAGUCUCCAUGUAGAAGGUUCUAAGAAUGAAUUCACCCUAGAAAAUGUGCACCUCACUACUCAGUACCAAUUCCGAUGUGCUGCUGUGACACAUCUUGAGAUCAGCCGAUGGAGUGAGGAGACCACUUGCAUCUAUCCUGCAGAGAAGACUGAACAGAAACCGCCAGAUCUGUCCUGGGCGACUCCUCUGGGUAGGACUGCAAACUUCGGAGGACCUGAGCGGAGGAUCGUCCUUGUGGGCAAAGGCGGAAACGGGAAAAGUGCAACAGGAAACACAAUUCUGGGAAGAAAAGCCUUUGUGUCUGGGAUGUCACUUAGACUACUGACCAAAACUUGCCAAAGAGAAGAGGCACAGCUGAAUGGCAGGAAGGUUGUGGUGGUCGAUACACCUGGCAUCUUGGACACUGGCUAUCCCAUGAGAGAAACUCUUCCCGAAGUGAGCAAGUGUAUGAAGUUUUGCUCCCCGGGUCCACAUGUCAUUCUGCGCAUCGUGCGUCCUGGCCUUUUCUCCCAUGACGAGAAGGAAGUGGCUCAGCUGAUCAGAGAGAUGUUCAGCUUUAGGGCCCUGAAUUACAUGAUCCUCUUGUUCACCCGGAAAGAGGACCUGGACGGAAGGUCUCUGGAGGAAUACAUAUCUGGGGAAGGUGUCUGUUUUAGGGAAGAGGCAUACCAUUGUGGGAACCGGUUCUUGGCUUUCGGCAACAAGGCCACAGGAGAAGAACGAGAGGCUCAGGUGGCCCAGCUGAUGACCAUGAUUGAUCAACUGGUGCAGAAGAAUGGGGAUGCUCCUUAUUACACGGAAGACAUGCUGAUGGCGGAGAAGUUCAAGGAAAAAUUCAAGUUGUUUUCAUAGAGACUGAUUGAUCCUCUGCUCCACAGUGGCAACUCUCCCAAAGCCCCUCCAUUUCCUUCCUUCUGUUCUGUGUUCUAAUCCAGCCCUCGCCAGGUGACUUCCAAAGUACCUGAGACUCAUGGCUGAGUCUCCCUGAGCCAAUUCCUUCUCCUGAGAACCCACUUUCUCCCCUUGGAUGACAGGACUUUCUUCAAAGCCACGUGAAAAUCCUGCCCCCCACCCCACCCCAGUAUCAACCGGCCCCACAGCCUAAUUCUCUCCCAUCCUGGAUCCCUGUCCCUUUGGAAGCACAGACACUCCCGGGCUUCCCAUCUGUCAAUCAUUUGAGGUAUAUCAGGCUGAGAAGCCACCAACGCAAGAAAUAUUAGAAGAAAAGAAGUCGAAAGUAGAAAUUGGGAAAAUAGCAUUAUGUAUCCUGAAAUAUAAUAGCCUAUUAUAAUUACUAUGUAUACACAAAUAUUCAAAAUUGAAAGAUUAUGAUUAUGUAUAUUUAAAUGGUAAUAUCAUUAUCAGAAUUGUAUGCAAAGUAUAUUAACCCAGACAAUACACGGUUCCCCAAGCACGUUUGGAUGUUAAAGAAAAAAAUCAUAAAUAAAAUUGAAGCCCCCACAACUUCUGAAAACAA
Messenger RNA from Pantherophis guttatus, 4687 nucleotides. The record is from RefSeq and is a predicted model, not a curated record. NCBI's taxonomy places the organism in Eukaryota, Metazoa, Chordata, Lepidosauria, Squamata, Colubridae.